AGCGCAUUCAUGCUGUAUUGUCACGGGAGACCCCAAACUAUCUGCGCCUGUCAUCGCCAUCGCCAUGGGGAAAAGGCUGCGGUGUGUCUGUUUGCUCGUUUUCCUCAUUUUCAAAGAAGCGUCUGGCUUAAAGAUUCAGAACAAGCUGCUGGGUAAAUGUCUGCAGGUGCAGGAAGGUGGAGGGAGAGUGUCUCUGGCUGACUGCAGCCCAUACUCCACCCUACAGGAAUGGCGCUGGCUCUCGGGAAGCCAGGCUCUCAGCAGUCACCACACAGGGGAGUGUCUGACCGCACCAAGAGAGCAGUACGAAGGUGUCCACCUGCAGCCCUGCAUCUUUUCGACAGAGAGUGACAAGAAUGGUGCUGAAGUGGCAGCGGUGGAUAUAGGUAGAGAGGCAAGCAGCCAGACAUGGUCCUGUUCCAAGAAAGGCCACCUCACUUUGAUAGGGAGGGGGCUGCACCUUAGUGCCACACAAGAAUCCACUUUGGUCUUCCUUUCGAGGGAACACAAGCAGCAGGGCAGCAGGUGGCGGACACUUGACAACCAGACGCUGUGCAAUGGGAGAGACAGCAAACAUAACCAACACCAACCUCUCCACCAUCUGGGGAAAUCGCUGGAACGUGGGAUUCUUCCAAGUGCUGUCUCUGAUAUACACAGACCAUUUGAAAGUAUAAUGGGCGUUGAGGUCACAAAACCAUAUCCUGUAAUAGAUGAGCCUCUUUCGUCCCUGAGCACCAAAUCCCCUGCAGAUCCCACCAUGGUUUUCUUCAGUAUGGACUACGGGAUGGGCUGGAAGAUAACAAUGCUGGUACUAAGCUCUUUGGCUCUGGUCCUGGGGACUGUGAUCCUUAUCCUCAAUGUUUAUUCCAAUAGAAGGAAGAAGGUGGUGUGUGUUCUGAAGUCAUACACUCCGAGGCCAGAGGUGAGUGUUCCUGGGUCCCCGGUGCCCAGUGAAAGAGCCCCACUGACAGAGCAUGCCAUGCGCCUCCCACAUUCCUCCCCCACUUUACAGCGAGGAGAAAUCCUGAUUGAGUGGAAGGAUGGCACUGUUACUCCACUGUACGAGGCCUGAGGGUAGUGUAGGUUUGGACAUGGGUGUGUUUUUGCAAGCACACAUGGUUUCAUGUUCAAGGUUAUGCAUGUAAUCUUCUGAUGUUCUCUGUUGUUUCAGACUGUUUUCAUCAAAAAGGAUACUAAGCAACCUGUCGAUGGUGUAGUCUAGACUUUUUCAUAAAAUGGAAAGUUCAUGGAUGAUUCUCUGAGGCUUAGCUGCUACAGGAAGAUAAAGGUUGUUGUGAAACUACUAGAGUAGAAAAAGCUGAGUAUGACCUGGAGUGUCUGAAAGUCUGAAAACAGACCUGACCUCUGUUGAUGGAGAUUUGAGGGAUUGCUUGUUGGCUGAAAGGAUUGUAAAAUGAAUGUUUAAGCAUUCAGACAUUGUUUGAAGACUUACUAUAAGUACCAUUUCAAGGCUCAACAAAGCAACCAAUAGCUUCAGCCUUAAGUUGGAUAAACACUUAGGAAACUAACUUUUGUUUGCCUACGCCUAAAACUGAAACUUCUUCUACCUUGAUCUUUGAUACUGAUGUCCCGUAUUUGCUUUAUUUUGAAGAAUUUAAAAGCUCUGUAGCCAAUUUUUGAUACAGUGUUGAUUUGUCACGUAACAUUGGGCCUAACAUCGUUGGACACACCUUAGCUCCUGAGACUCACACCAUUAAUAAUAGGAUUAAUAGACUAUUUUAGGAAAAUACACUCACCGUUGUGUUGCAAGAAACAUUGCUUGCUUAACAAGAUUCAGUAUUAUUUAGCGUGUACUCCAUAUCGAUAUAGAGUAGUUAAGAUGUUUCAGAAGAAAAUACUAAUCUAGUUUACAUGGAAAUGUUAAGUGUCUAAAACAGUAUAUUUUAGUAUUGUUCAUUUUGUUUGAUACUGACAUUACAUGAGCAUUUAUUCAUUUAAAUUGAUAACAGAGUAUGUUUAUGACAUUGACUUGAGCUUGACAGUUCAUUUUCAACCUUUGACAAACAGUUGACAAAAUGAUCUCCACUUAAAGGACCACUUACUUCCUUUUCCAAGGCCUUUCAAUCACACAACACAGUCUUCAUUGGUACAUAAACUGAGACGAGGAGAGAACUGAGGGACUGUAGGUGUAGAUGUGAAUUUUCCAUUAUAUUGAGCAUUUUUUGGACUUCUCAUCCAUAAAGGUUCACUGUGACGAUCAUAGGAUAUGGUUGAAAGCCCCAGAACCAGCUCAAGUGGAGAUUGUUUUGUCAGCUGCCAUUGGCUUUUUGUGUUUGUAUGUGGUGACCAGGUAGACCAACAAAGAUGUGGUAAAUGUAUAAAUGUGUUUUUAACUAAAAAACAACAACGAUGCACUUGCUAAU
Morone saxatilis (striped sea-bass) is the source of this 2384-nucleotide messenger RNA. RefSeq lists its product as uncharacterized. The record is from RefSeq and is a predicted model, not a curated record. The transcript has 6 exons. Bases 65 to 1072 code for a protein of 335 amino acids. Lineage: Eukaryota; Metazoa; Chordata; Actinopteri; Moronidae.